AUAGAAGCUCGCCCAUAGUGGGCAUCCAAGUUGCUUCGGGGUCACGUUGAACUCUGAUAGCAGAGCCACCAGGUGGAAGGUAUUUCAAACGGUGUGUCUGCUUUUGACAAUGUCAGUACACCGGCUGCUGACGAGGCUCUGUGACUUGUAUUCGGCACCGCAUUCUGAACGAGGUCUCCGGCUGUAUAUAAAUAGGUCGUAGGAACAGCCAAGGGCCAUCGUCGUACUGCAAAACCCCUCCAGAAUGUCACCUUCAAAUAGGGUACAGACUCUGCGCGCCCUGGUCCAGCUCCUCGUCGGCGCCUCUGAACAGGUCAUUCAGGAAUGGGAGACGGAGGACCAGCUCCCAGCCGACCACUCUGCUACCAAUGUACCCUCGCCCGAGCUGUUCGAAUCACAGCGCAUCAUCCACGGGGCAUGCGGCAUGUGCAUGGAGCUCGUCGAAGACCCCCGUGUGCGUCUCCUGGAGAUAUCUAUAUCCUACGCGAUGACCCAGGCGCUGGAUACUACAGUUCGCGCGGGAGUGCCCGACAUACUGGCGGAGGCAGAGCCGUUUGACGGGAUAUCGGUUGCAGAACUGAGUCGACGGACGGGAAUUGACGAGCAGAAGCUCGUGAGAGUGAUGCGCGUCCUUUGCAGUGGCGGUGUCUACGAGGAGAUCAAGCCUUUGCGAUUUACGAAUACGCGCUACAGUCGCGUAUUCGUGGACAAUCCGCCUGCGCAGGCAUACCAGUGUCUCUAUGGUUCCACAUUUAAGCUGAUUGUCGAAGCCACGGAACAUCUGCCUGCGGCAUUGCUCGAUCCGAAAAUGACGAACUCUACGUCUCCUCUCGAAUGUGCAUUCCAGAGAGCGCAUGGAGAGAACAAGACGCUGUGGAGCUGCAUCGAGACGGGGGACGAAUUAGACCCUGUAAUGCAUAACGCUCGAGAGAUGUUUCCGCUCGCGAUGAUCGGUCAAGGACAAAUGGCCUCAUCUGCGCUCAUCGUUGACUAUCCGUGGGGAUCUCUUGGAGCGGCUACCGUCGUCGACGUCGGAGGCGGCGUGGGCAGCAUGUGUCUCGAUCUCGCCAAGCGCUUCCCCGAUAUGCGCUUCGUGGUCGAAGACUUGCCAGUCUCCAUCGAGAAAGCAAGGCCUGUAUGGGAUGCUGGAAUCCCCGGCGCAUCCGAGAAGGAGCGAGUGCAACUCGUCAUUCAUAACUUCUUUGAGAAACAGCCUAUCAAGGGUGCAGCUGUAUAUUUUCUGCGUUGUAUCAUGCACGACUGGCCGGACGACGAAUGUGUUGCAAUUUUGAGCAAACUACGAGAAGCCAUGGGCCCUGACUCGCGCAUUCUUCUCGCCGAGAUGAUCGUUCACCCUCCUCUGGGAUCGAGGCACCUCAAGGCUGCCCCCACGCCGUUGCCCGCAAACUACGGUCGUGUUGACGCGGUCAAGGGUAUGCACGACAUGGUCAUGCUAUCUAUGUUCAAUGGCAGCGAGCGCACACCCGAUCAGUUCGAUUCUAUCGCCCAUAGAGCGGGACUCAAGCUAGAGAAGGUAUGGGAGUGCCGAGGACCUCUCGGCAUCGCUGAGCUUCGGCAGCUGUAAUCAUCAUGCACCUCGCGAGUGCGUUUCUGCAUUGCCACGCUUAAGACAGCUACGUUGUGAUGCACACCUUUUCAGGACUAGGGAUCGGUUCUUCUUCUUGACACUGAGGGAUACGGUGAAGAACAUCAAUCUGGGACAAUGCCACAUAGUCCGUCGAUCAGCCUCGCUUCGCCCCCCAGCGUUGUUU
Rhodofomes roseus is the source of this 1772-nucleotide messenger RNA. Its product is annotated as S-adenosyl-L-methionine-dependent methyltransferase. The transcript has 5 exons. Lineage: Eukaryota; Fungi; Basidiomycota; Agaricomycetes; Polyporales; Fomitopsidaceae. Gene Ontology annotation, molecular function: O-methyltransferase activity. The record is from RefSeq and is a predicted model, not a curated record. Bases 245 to 1585 code for a protein of 446 amino acids.